This is a messenger RNA of Talaromyces proteolyticus, 1620 nucleotides long. Its product is annotated as putative t-complex protein 1 gamma subunit. The record is from RefSeq and is a predicted model, not a curated record. NCBI's taxonomy places the organism in Eukaryota, Fungi, Ascomycota, Eurotiomycetes, Eurotiales, Trichocomaceae. Gene Ontology annotation, biological process: protein folding. The coding region runs from base 1 to 1620 and encodes 539 amino acids. Gene Ontology annotation, cellular component: chaperonin-containing T-complex. Gene Ontology annotation, molecular function: ATP hydrolysis activity; ATP-dependent protein folding chaperone; ATP binding. The transcript is spliced from 6 exons.
AUGCAGGCACCGGUCGUCGUGAUGAACACCCAAAAGGGGGACCGACAGGUCGGUCGGCAGGCUCAAUUGUCGAAUAUCACUGCGGCAAAGACUGUUGCGGAUAUUAUUCGAUCAUGCCUCGGCCCCAAAGCCAUGUUGAAAAUGUUGUUAGACCCCAUGGGUGGUAUUGUACUGACGAACGAUGGCCAUGCAAUUCUCCGAGAAAUAGAAGUCGCACAUCCCGCUGCAAAGAGCAUGAUUGAGCUCAGCCGCACGCAAGACGAGGAAGUCGGAGACGGAACUACAACGGUCAUCAUUUUAGCCGGUGAAAUGCUCGCGCAAGCUCUGCCCCAGCUUGAACGAAAUAUCCACCCGGUUCAGAUCAUCUCCGCAUUUAAGCGAGCUCUCAACGACGCUCUUCAGAUUGUCGAGGAAAUCUCAGUCCCUGUCGAUAUCGAUAGCGAUAAAGCGAUGUACAGCCUCAUUCAGUCGUCGAUUGGUACAAAAUUUGUCUCGAGAUGGUCGGAUCUCAUGUGCAGCCUUGCUCUGAAGGCAGUCCGUACGGUAUCGUUGCAAGUGGGUGGUGGGAAACAAGAGGUGGAUAUUAAGCGAUACGCUCGAGUGGAGAAGGUCCCUGGCGGCGAGAUUGAGGACAGCGAGGUUAUCGAUGGUGUGAUGGUCAAUAAAGAUAUUACUCACCCAAAAAUGAGAAGGCGGAUCGAAAAUCCAAGGAUCGUCCUAUUGGACUGUCCCCUUGAGUAUAAGAAAGGCGAAUCUCAAACCAAUAUCGAGGUUUCGAAGGAGGAGGACUGGAAUCGGAUACUGCAAAUCGAAGAAGAACAAGUCAAGUAUAUGUGCGAUGCGAUCUUGGCCCUCAAACCAGACAUCGUUAUCACCGAAAAGGGUGUUUCCGAUUUGGCACAACAUUUCCUGGUCAAAAAUAACGUUACUGCCCUUCGCCGUGUCAGAAAGACUGAUAACAACCGUAUCGCACGUGCCACAGGCGCCACUAUUGUCAACCGUGUCGACGAUCUGCAAGAAUCCGACGUCGGAACCAAGUGCGGCUUAUUCGAGAUCGAAAAGAUUGGUGAUGAGUAUUUCACUUUCAUGCGAAAAUGCAAGGAUCCCAAAGCUUGCACAAUCCUGUUGCGAGGCCCGUCUAAGGACAUCCUAAAUGAGAUAGAGCGGAACCUUCAAGACGCCAUGUCUGUUGCUCGCAACGUUAUCUUCCACCCUCGUCUAUCACCGGGAGGAGGUGCGACAGAAAUGGCCUUGUCCGUCAAGCUUCAGCAACUGGCGAAGUCCGUUGAGGGUGUACAACAAUGGCCGUACAAAGCGGUUGCCGAGGCCAUGGAGGUCAUUCCCCGAACCCUUGUCGAAAAUGCUGGUGAAAGCCCUAUCCGAGUACUUACCAGCCUGCGUGCUAAGCAUGUGGAGGGACACACCAGCUGGGGUGUUAACGGUGAGACUGGCAGAAUUGUUGAUAUGAAAGAGUAUGGUGUCUGGGAACCCGAAGCUGUCAAGCUCCAAAGUAUCAAAACGGCUGUUGAGUCUGCAUGCCUUCUGCUUCGUGUGGAUGAUAUUUGCAGUGCCAAAUCUGCCCAACAGGCCGGCGCGAAUAUGGGUGGUGGAGAAGAGUAA